Messenger RNA from Chrysochloris asiatica (Cape golden mole), 2048 nucleotides. RefSeq names its product HEAT repeat containing 3 (gene HEATR3). The transcript is spliced from 15 exons. Bases 1 to 2034 code for a protein of 677 amino acids. The record is from RefSeq and is a predicted model, not a curated record. NCBI's taxonomy places the organism in Eukaryota, Metazoa, Chordata, Mammalia, Afrosoricida, Chrysochloridae. Gene Ontology annotation, biological process: protein import into nucleus; ribosomal large subunit biogenesis.
AUGGGCAAGAGCCGGACGAAACGCUUCAAGAGACCUCAGUUCUCCCCUACGGGCGACUGUCAGGCAGAGGCUGCGAAUGCGACUGAGGCAGAGGAGGCCGAUGGGCCGGUGGCGGAGCUGCUAGAGAAGCUCCAGCACCCGAGCGCGGAGGUCCGCGAGUGCGCCUGCGCGGGAUUGGCCCGGCUAGUUCAGCACCAGCCAGUCUUCCAGGUCUUUGCGCGCCAGGACGCUGUGCGCCAGCUAGGACCAUUGCUUCUCGAUCCCAGCCUGGCAGUGAGGGAAACGGCGGCCGGUACGCUCAGAAAUCUCAGUGCUUGUGGCAGUGUGGAUGUUUGUGAUGACAUGGUGACUAAGGAUGUCAUGACUCCUCUGGUUGCACUGCUAAAAGAGUGUAGUGCUGUACUGGAUUCAAAUGAGAUGUCGUCACAGGAAAAAAAAGACCAGAACAGGAAUACUGUUGAGAACAUAGCCAAUGAAGCUGUGAACGUGCUGUGGAAUAUAUGUGAAUGCAGUAGUAGAGCACUAUCUAUAUUCAACAAAGAAGGGUGUUUGGAGAUUAUAUUAAAAUAUUUAAGUAGGUUUUCCACCAAUAUUGACCUGGCUAUUUCAGUAGCAUAUUGUUUGCAGACUGUGACUGAAGAAAAUUCAGAGCUACUGAAAUCUUUCAAUGCUGCAGGAUUUCAUGUACUAGAAUCAGCAAUGCUAUCACCUUUUAGUUCUAUGGAACACAUUCUAUUAAAGACAUUGGUGUCAGGCACAGUUUGGAAUCUAAAGGACCUUAUUCCUUCCAAGAGUCAGGCAGAAGUCAUAAAUGCGGUACUAAAGAUCCUAUCUGAAGUUUUGGAAAUGGAUGCUAGUGAAACGGUUAUUCAGAUGAAAGUGGCUGAAAGUCAAAGGUUGAAAACUGCUGCAGAGACAGAGGAACUAAUAGAAAAUGCUAAUGGUGAUUCUUUGGUUGAAGAUGAUGAAGUGGGAGAAAUUCCUCAUAAAAGAAAAGCCAGACAGAAGACUUUCAUUUCAGAUUUACUUCCACCCACUGAGAAGGAACUGAGACAAACCACAGCACUGUUGUUGGCUCAGCAAACUGCUCUGGAAAUUAUUGUCAACAUGUGCUAUAGUGAAGAUCCUUCCGAUGAUGAAUGGGAAGAACUCUCUAGCAGUGAUGAAAGUGAUGCAUUUAUGGAGACUUCCUUCAAUGAGUGUGAUGGCCAGCUGCAGUCUCCCCUAUGUCUUUCCCAUGAGAUUCACACUGCACUCACUCACUAUCUCAUCCCAAAGAAGAUUGUUGAGAAAAUUUCCUUUCCAAAUGACAUUGCAGUUGAUGUAUGCUCUAAAAGUCCUGCUUGGAAAUUUUUGAUUAGAAAAUUGAAUACUAUACAGUGUAGAGCCCUCAUGUGUCUCCAGAGUCUUGUAUCCCUCCUGGAUUUGGAGCAUCUGGGAGGAGCUGCAGCCCUUCAAACACUUGCAAAGCAUCUGUCCCAACUUCUUUUUUCUAAGCCAGAAUUUGCUAAACAUACUGAGUUUUUAGAAGCCGUGAGUGGUGCCUUGAGGGCUCUUUUACAAACAAUGGCCUCAGAGGACAUUUCUCAGUGCAUGACUCCUGAUCAGCUGAUGAUGUUUGGCAAAGCAGGCAUUUGCAAUAGUAAUACUGGGGUGAGAGUAAACAUCGUUAGUAUUUUAGGAGUUACUGGCAGCGUCCUAGCCAAAGAAGAUGGUACUCUUGAAACCCUUAAGACCAUUGGGUGCUUUCUGCUUGAGGUUGCCACCAAAGAUCCUUCCCUUGUAGUAGCAGGAGAAGCUCUGGAUGCCCUCUUUGAUGUUUUUGCAGAUGGUAAAGAAGCCGAAAGAGCUUCACAUCAAAUUAAGUUGUUAUCAAUUCUGAAAGAAUUCCAGCCGGUCUUCAAAAUGAAGAUGAGAAAAGAAGGGAGAGACAGAUACAGUUCCGAGCAACUGUGUGUUCUCAACAAUGUGAAAAUGAAUCUGAGAAGAUUUAUCACAUAUCAAGAAACUGUUGAGAAAAUACUGACUUCCUGAACCAGCACAUAAAG